AUGGUUUCGCCCUACCAGGCGCAGGGCCGCUGGCAGCACAGCUCCGGGGGCGAGAUUGAAAUCAAAGUGGAUGGCCCGGAACUCGGCGCCGAGUGUUCGGCAGAUAUGUACUGGGCAAGCUGUGGUGGCUUGCCUGAAGAGACGGGUGCUGUCAUCAAUCACCCCACGGUGGGCAGGCAGACUUUGGAGACCUCGAAGUUCUGCAACGGAGACGGGCUGGACUACUUUGGUUUCAAAGGCAAAAUGGAUGGUGACAAGAUCACCUGGAACAAUGGUGUAGUGUGGACGAAGCAGCUUUGA
Molecule: messenger RNA, 300 nt
Organism: Symbiodinium natans
Lineage: Eukaryota; Dinophyceae; Suessiales; Symbiodiniaceae
Source: the annotation of a GenBank genome assembly